Messenger RNA from Cuscuta campestris, 2054 nucleotides. The record is from the annotation of a GenBank genome assembly. Lineage: Eukaryota; Viridiplantae; Streptophyta; Magnoliopsida; Solanales; Convolvulaceae.
AAACUCAUUAUUAAUUCAAGAACUACAAAAUGUAAAGAAGAAACAAAGGCUAUCCGAAGAAGGGACAAACCACAUGCUUCAGGAGGAAUUCUCUGAAAAGGUAGAGCAGUGCAAGGUUGCCAAUUGCUCGAAUCGGUUGUGUGAUUUACCCAAUGAGCUUCUUCUCCAUAUCUUGUCAUUUCUUGAGGUGAAGGAUGCAGCACAGACAAGCCUAUCAUGUAAAAGGUGGGGACAAUUGUGGGCCUUGGUUCCUGAUCUUCACUUCAAGGAGUCUGACUUAUCUAAGAGGUCUCUCUUCUUGGACUUUGUUGAAAGGGCAAGUGCUCUUCGUGGCAGAUUGCCUAUGAGAGCAUUUUCUCUCAACUGUGAAGUAGAGGGAGCCGUCGUCCGGGUCAAGAAAUUGAUUGAAUCCGUCAUAACAUCUGGUGUACGAGAUCUCUCCCUGGUCCUUUCUAAAUAUAAAAGGGCAUACUUAUUACCUUCAUCCAUAUUUACUUGUGCAAGUCUAGAAAUGCUCUGUGUGGAAUCAUUUUGCCUCCUCAAGCUCCCUUCAAUUUGUCUUCCAAAACUCAAGGUAUUGAUUCUUCGGAAUGUCAUGUUUGAGGAUAAUGAGACGCUGGAAAAAUUAUUUUCCACUCCUUCACUUGAAAGAUUGGAUUAUGAAGAAGGUUCGCACGGCAGUAUCAAAUCUUCAAGUUGUGCCAGGCCAUGUAUUCGUGUUACUGGCCCCAAGCUUCAACAUCUCAGUCUCAACAUGUUCAAGCGUUCUCGCUCCACUAUAGAGAUCAAUGGAACUCCUCUCAAGUCCUUCCAUUAUCGGGGUUGGUUCGUAGAUACACAUUGCAUACUGGAAGACACCAACCAGCUAAUUGAGGCUUAUUUGUGGAGUGAUGAUCAUAUACAAGAUGACAAUAGAGACUCAUGCCAUGCUUUCAAACUACUGCAUUUGUUUUCAAAUGUGAAGGAGCUUACUCUAUUCAGCUCACUCUUACUUGUAGAGUCCAGAAGGGGCAUUGUUCCUCUCUUCAGUAAUUUGAUCAAGUUAACAUUGGAUUGGGAUUUUAUGAUAAGUAUUACGGGGCUCUGGAUAAUGCUAAGAAGAUCUCCUCGUCUCCAAAAUCUCUGUUUUAAUAAGGAAUUACACUAUCAAGUAAAUGGAAGUGAUGAUGAGUUGUUGAACCCAGUACCAGAGUGUUUCUUGACAGAUCUCAGAACGAUAUCUGUCACGCUCUUAUGCUCUGAAAGACUUCACGAGAGGCUUUCCAUGGUUAGGGAAUUCCUUGAGAAGGCGAUGGCGUUGACUGAAAUGGUCAUCAAAGUUCCACAGCAGUAUGAGGGUGAGGGCAUUCUGUUGGAGAAAUUGAGUAAAUAUCCCAUGGGGUCGAAGAAUUGCCGAAUCUCUUUGGAAAGGAUGCCUUAGGGACACUUCAAGAAUAUGUGUGGGAACGCAGCAGCUUCCGGGUGGCUAAUCGAUCGGCGGCGAGUUCGUUCUCUGACUGGGUUUAGCUGGUGUUUCAGACAGCCAUGUCCAGUGAGCUAAUCCACAUUGUGUGGACAAUCUGGAUGAUUUGGAAGUGUAGGAACGCAGCCGUAUGGGAACAACGGGUGCCAACCCCAGAGGUAACAGUUCGCAUGGUGCUGAAUUUUUCGAAAGGGUGGGAGAAUAGUCAUAGAGAGGAUCCCCCCACCUUAACUCCUUCGGCAGAGAGGGUUUUCCCCCCUGAAGCUGCCCAUUGUUUUUUUGAUGCUGCUCUAUUCCAUGCUUCGGGUUUGGUUGGUGCUGGUGGAGUGAUUUUCUCCUCUUCUAAGGAAUUUCAAGCGGCUUUUGCUCGACGGUUGUGGUGCCCGCAAGAUCCAUUGUUGGCAGAAGCUAUGGCAUGCCGGGAGACUUUGUCGUGGCUCAAAAGUCUUGGAGUCCAGGUUGCUGUUAUUUUUUCUGAUUGUUUUCGUGUCGUAGAGGCAAUUAAUGAUAGUGGUGUGUCGGAUUGUGCUUCUUAUUUCGGGUCUUUGAUUGAUGACUGUAAGGCCCUCAUGGCCUCGUUUGAAUCUGUUUU